CGGAAAUUAGACGUUCUUGGCUGCUUCCGGUCAGUCCUCAACUAAAUGUUGCACAGUAAACACUGGACAAAAACAUAACGCUUCACACUGAAGGCUAAAGCAGACGUGGGUCAUUUGAAGUCCUGUACGUACGUGACAAUAUAUGUUGCAUCUGUGUUUUUCAAUGUUUAUUAUGCAUUCAACGCAGUUAAAUUGGUUGAUACGCAAACUAGCUAGCUAGUAUGUUAACGUUAGCUGUUGCUUCAAUCUAUCUGACGUUAGCUACCUAGGCUACGUUGGUUGUCUCACACAGUCAAUAUAUGUUUAAAAUGAUGCUUACUGCAAACUAGACUUUAUACAUGAGCUACGUAUUUAUAUUAUCUUCAUGAUAGCAUGAAAGCUAACAUGUCUUGUGUUCCCAUGUAAACCAACCAUCCGCCAUGGUGCAAAAAAGUUGUCAGUUCAAGUUUUUUUUGUCGUAUGUACAGGAUACACUUGGUAACGUUACACAGUACAAUGAAAUCCUUACUUGCAGGUUCAUACUAGUAAACUGCCAAUAACAAUCCAAGUAUUACCCAGUAACAGAUAUAUAUUACUAAAAAUAUGACUUUUUGCAAUCUGAAUUCUUUGUAUCUCUUAGAAUUCCGAUUGUAAAACGACUUCUCUUUAGGCAUAUAUACACUUGCUGGACAGUUUUAGGUACACCACCCAGUUUAUGAAAAUAGUUAGCUCCUACAGACAGUGAGUCAGGUGGCCUUGGCUUGCUAUAUAAAGCAGGCAUUGAGGCAUUCAGUUACUGUUUGAUUAAACGUUGGAAUGGGCAAAACAAGUGCCUGGUCUCGUGUAGCGUGACACACAUCUCCAGGCUGUUGAUUGUGGAAUGUUGUCCCACUCAUUUUAUUUCAUUUUAGUCAUUUAGCAGACGCUCUUAUCCAGAGCGACUUACAGGAGCAAUUAGGGUUAAGUGCAAUGGCUGUGCGAAGUUGCUGGAUAUUGGCAGGAACUGGAACACGCUGUCGUACACAUCAUCCAGAGCAUUCCAAACAUGCUCAAUGGGUGACAUGUCUGGUGAGUAUGCAGGCCAUGGAAGAACUGGGACAUUUUCAGCUUCCAGGAAGUGUGUACAGAUCCUUGUGACAUGGGGCUGUGCAUGAUCAUGCUGAAACAUGAGGUGAUGGCAGCUGAUGAAUGGCACGACAGGACCUCGUCACGGUAUCUCUGUGCAUUCAAAUUGCCAUUGAUAAAAUGCAGUUGUGUUCGUUGUCCGUAGCUUAUGCCUGCCCAUACCAUAACCCCUACGCCACCAUCAGCAAACCGCUCGCCCACACAACGCCAUACAUGUGGUCUGCGGUUGUGAGGCCGGUUGGACGUACUGCCACAUUCUCUAUAACGACGUUUGAGAGAAAUUAACGUAAUGGUAAAGAAAUGGUGGUGUAAUGAUCAUGCUGUUUAAUCAGCUUCUUGAUAUGCCACACCUGUCAGGUGGAUGGAUUAUCUUGGCAAUGGAGAAAUGCUCAGUAACAGGGAUGUAAACAAAUUUGUACACACAAUUUGAGGGAAAUAAGCUUUUUGUGCUUAUGGAUCAUUUCUGGGAUCUUGAAACCAACACUUUACAUGUUUGUUUUUGUUCAGUGUAGAUGGGUGUACUUAAUAAACUGGCCUGUGUGUGUAGUUGAGCUAGCUGCUUAUAGCCCCAUGUUGGUGAUGGGAAUUCUUAACUACAGUGAAUGUCUAUUGGUCCAAUAACCCUUAUGCUCUCCUACUCAAAAUCCCUGUGUAUGCAAAACUAUGUAGCCCUCUUCUCCCAUCCAGGUGAUCAUGGCAGAAAUGGAGGACAUUGCUGACCGCUUGCCUGUUGAGGAGGAAGACGAGGGGUCCGAGAGAGAUGAAGAGGAGAGAGAAUUUGACUGGGUGGUGGACGAGGCUGAUGAACUCGAUGAGGAUGUAGUUCUUCUGGACACUGAAGAAGAGCCCUUUGAGUUGGACCAGCCAGCUGAGCGCAGUGGCCACAUAGCAGUGGUAGAUGGACACUGCAUGUAUGUUUGGGGAGGAUAUAAGGUAAGGAAGUAUAACUGACAGACAUUUUGAAUUUGCUGUCAGAUGAUCAGUAAUAUUUAUUAAGACCUUUGUUUAGAUGUUAGGUUAUAGUGUAUCUAAAUAAUAGAAUUCUGAACUAUACUAUUCCAAUCAGUCUUCAAUCAAUUAUAAUUUUUACUGGGAGAUUUGGCGUCGGCUUUGACCUUCCUAAACAUGUUGUCUGGAGUUUUACUGUGUUAUCUAUUGCCAGGGAAAGUGUGACAUGGGUCAAGUGGACUCUGAAAAACGGUAUCAAGAUUCUUUUAAUUCUAUUGACUUCCCUCUUGUUUGUCUUAUCACUAGAAUUCCCAGAGCUCUGGCUUCUUUGACUUAUACUUGCCAUGGAAUGAAAUCUGGAUAUACAACAUGGAGACAGAACGAUGGUAAUAAGGAUUUCAACUUCAAUUGUUUGUAUUUGUGUGUCUAGCUAUGACAUCUAGUGUGUGGUUGGUCUUUGUGGUUGAAUCUGUGUUUGAAAUGUACUGCUCGACUGAGGGACCUUACAGAUAAUUGUAUGUGUGGGGUAACGAUGAGGUAGUCAUUAAAAAAUCAUGUUAAACACUAUUAUUGCACACAGUGACUUAUUAUGUGACUUGUUAAGCACAUCUUUAUUCCUGAACUUAUUUAGGCUUGCCAUAACAAAGGGGUUGAAUACUUAUUGACUCAAGACAAUUCAGCUUUUCAUUUUUUAUUAAUUUGUAAACAUGUUGAAAAACAUAAUUCCACUUUGACAUUAUGGGGUAUUGUGUGUAGGACAGUGACAAAAAAAUCUAAAUGUAAUACAUUUUAAAUUCAGGCUGUAACACAACAAAAUGUGGAAAAAGUCAAGGGGUGUGAACACUUUCUGAAGGCACUGUAUCUACUGUCUGUAUUUGCAGGAAGAAGCAGAUGGCGGGGGGUAACCUGCAUGCAUCCAUGUCUGGCAGCUGUGGAGUGUGUGUGGACGGUGUCCUGUAUCUGUUUGGAGGCCACCAUGCCAGGGGAAACACUAACCGGGUGCGUUUACGCUUGUUAUGUCUUGUAUAAUCUCGGUACCCAGAACCAAAUUUCUCGUGCACGCUGGCCAACUACUGUAUUUGGAGUAGUAUUCUAGGGGCAAAAGGCGUUCAAGUCCACACCCCCCCCUUUCUGCCAAAGCCCGUUCCCAGCCCCUCCCUUUCCAGAAACUGGGAAAUAUUUUGUGCUGAACGCUACCAAUAUGGAGGUAUCUGACGCCGUUUUCCAUGCAACUAUUUCACAUGUACGCAGUCAUUAUUAGAGAAUUACAGAAUUUUGUUUAAAAUCCCAGCCCCCACUUUAAAGCAAGAAUCCGCAGUAGAAACAAUAACAAAGCCUCUCCCCAAACCUGGUUCGGUAAAAAGCUGAGGGAUGGGGCUGGAAAAAUGUAACCACUCUCAAAUUCAUAGAGAGGACUGACCAUCCAUGAUAUCAAAAUUAUAGUUUUAACCCAGGUUUGAGGCUAUAUAGUGUUUGUUUACAGUUUGUUUGUUUACAAACAUUGGAGUAAAACAAGCUUAUAUUUUGGUUUCUGAUGGGGUACGACAGUUGAACUAAGCUCAUGAGGCAUUUAUAAGUUAUAUUCUGCAAGAAUCAAUGGCUACAUAUCAUCAAUUUAUUAAGUCCACUAAUGGAUGUAGCAACUGCUGAUUGCCCCUUUAAGCACCACAGCAGGACAUGGCAGGAUUGAUGUAUUUAUCCCUAUCUCACCUCAGAAGCCUGUUUGCCAACAGACUUAAAGGCCCAAUGCAGCCGUUUUUAUAUCAAUGUCAAAUAAUUUCUGGGUAACUAUUAAGUACCUUACUGUAAUAGUUUGAGAUUAAAAUGGAAAAAAAUAGCUUUUUAGUUCAUCAGAGUUGAAAAUGUGAUGGAAACCCAUUUAACUUUUAUUCGGUACAUCUGUUGUACAAUGAUACAAAACACAGGAAAAACAGAAUUUUGACUGCACUGGGCCUUUAACAUUUAAAUGUUAAUGUCUGCUACAAGAGACUAGUCUUAUGCCAUUCUAACUGUUUUGACAUCAUACCAUCUCAACGUGAUUGCUGACUGUUCUGCUCCGUGGCCUUCAGGUUUUCCGGCUCCCUCUCCAAACACCUCUACUCUGCUGGGAGGAGAUGAAGGAUCUCAAGGGCCUGGCCCCGUCCUGCAAGGACAAACUGGGCUGCUGGGUUCACAAGAACAGGUGAGGUGGUCUAUUGGCAGGCAGUGUGUUAUAUAAUAGGUCUUACAGUUGCUCCAUAUCAUUACCUCUGAAGCAGCGUUUACCAAACUACCAUGUGGGGUCGCUUGAUUUGAAAAUGCGGUUGUAAUAAACAGAGCGGUUUCUGUUUUCUUCCUACAAAUGUGUCUCGAUCUUUUGAACGGUUUACGCAACAAAAUAUUUUGACCCCAUCACUGAAAGAUAACUAAGGAACACACGUGUCUUCUGUUUCCCACAAACUGCGUAGGACUCAUUAGAACAGAGUGGACGAGACCAGGCACUAAAGCCAACUGGGGGGGAGAACAUCACCAAUUAUGUUAUUUCUACACAGAAAAUCAUUCUGAACUUCCCAAUACCUUUCUGAUGCAUUUGUCACUUCAAACCAUACUUGUAAAAAGUACUGUCAGACUGAUUUGUAAUAGACUGUGAUAGCAUCAAAAGUAAACAUUGGCCGUUGAUUACAUGGUGGGGUCGCGAAAAGUUUUAUAUCAAAAUGGGGUCGCAGGCCAAAAAAGUUUGGGAACCCCUUCUCUAAAGAAAGUUAUUUUGAUUAACAUUUCUCCAUUAACUGCUGUCUUUGUUCACAGGCUAGUAUUAUUUGGGGGCUACGGAUAUGUGGCACAAGGAGCUCACAGAGGGACAUUUGAAUACGAUGAAACUUCAUUCAUGGUAUAGUCAAUUCAUUUCACAACCCUUGAAACCUUCAGCUGCUUUUAACACCAGUAUGAAAAUGGUCUGUUUAGUGUUAUUUGUCUGCAGCAAAGGGAGUUGUCAAUAAGGGUAAAGUCCUUGGUCGUGGUCAUUAGGCACCACAUUUUUUUUUUACUGAAACGGGGAGAGACAACCUGGAUAACCAAUAAGAAACGCUCAUUUUUGUUCCGUAGCUAAAAGUUUUGUUGCAUGCCCUAAUGAACACAACCCUUUCUCUGUGUGUUGUAACAGGGAGAUAAUCCGGGGCGGGGCUGGAACAACCACAUUCACAUCCUGGAUCUGGAGACGUCCACCUGGAGCCAGCCAGUCACCAAGGUAACAGGAUUCCCUUAAAUCUUGCCACGACUUUCUUUUUGUUGGAAGCCAUUUUACACAUCUGUCUGUGGGAGCUCCAUUCUCACCUCUCCAUUCCCACUCUCUAUUGAAGGGUAAUGCCCCCUCUCCCCGGGCAGCACAUGCCUGUGCCAAGGUGGGCAACCGAGGCUAUGUGUUUGGGGGGCGUUACAGGGUAAGUAGGACUGUUCUGAAAAGAGAUUACUCAAGUUCCUGCUGAGUUUACGGUCACACUGUCUAAUGUGAAAUGGUAUCACUGGCCUGUAGAUGUAGACCAUGUUCAUUUCUAUGAUUUACAUAUUAUUAUGCCUUAUUACAUAAUAGAUAAAGGAUUUUGUAUUCUACAUUUUUGAUGCUCUUCCUCCACAUGAGUAAGCUUUAUCUCUUUUACAACAGGAUUACCGUCUGAACGACUUGUACUACAUCGACAUGGAUUCCUGGGAGUGGCAUGAAAUGUAUGCUAUGGGGUCCUCAUCCAAAAUGUCUUCAUGCAUGUUAUAGCAUUAAACACUUUUUUUAAAUGGGAGGAUGUUGUGCUCUAACCCACGGAUGUGCCCGUGUUAACCUUUAUGGGACUAACUCUCACUCUUUCCCCCCUGGUCCUAUUUCCCCUCGACCUCCCCUGCCCCUCUACAGGAGUGUUCCUCAGCAGGGUCCUGUGGGACGCUCAUGGCACUCCCUCACCCCCGUGUCACCUGACCACCUCUUCCUGUUCGGAGGCUUCACAACAUGUAGAGAGACACUGAGUGAGUGAAGAAUACUUUGUCUUUUUAUUUUUCCUUGAGUCCAUGGCAUGACCACACAAUUCACCAACAAAUUACAUCACUGGAGGGGAAAGAAGCCAAACAGUGACCCAUUUUUUUUUAUUCCUCCAUCCAUUUGUAAUAUCUACAGGUGACGCUUGGCUGUACUGCGUCAGCAAGAACGAGUGGCAACAGUACAAGCACAAGCACACACAGAGCCCCAGGUAAUAUCAACAGAUAUGUGGUAAGGCAUAGGAGAUGCUUGUCUUACUGUGUGUGUCCUUAAUCAUGCGAGUCCAUGGUGAUUUUCCUCUGUUUUUUUGUGUGUGUCAGGCUCUGGCACACGGCCUGUUCCGGUCCUGACGGGGAGGUGUUUGUGUUUGGCGGUUGUGCCAAUAACCUGCUGUCCCAUCAGCGAGCGGUGAGUCCACACCUUCUUGGUGUCUGGCACAAGUGUUACUUAAAAUUAGAACUACCAACUGAUUGAUAAGCAGGUUUACUACCAAGUAUGGUUUGAAUAACGGUAUGUCAAUUGCUUUAUCAACAGGCUCACAGCAAAGAGUUGCUGGUGUUCACGGUUCAACCCAAGUCACUUGUCCGGUGAGUAGAAACACAACCCUGAACCCAGACACAACAUGGCCCUAACUACAGGGUUUUGUUCAUUAGGGAGGGCAUGCAACAAAAAAGUUCAGGUAGUCCGUUUUCUUCUGUUUGGUGCCUAAUGAACACGUCAACUCUGAUACAGUACAUCUUCUGGUCAACGUAAAACUUGCCUAAGUGGUGCCUGAUUGUCCCCCUUCUCUAGGUUCUGUAUGGAGGCAGCGCUGCAGCACAGAGAGUUGCUGGCUGGGUCCUGGGACUGCCUGCCUAAAUACCUGCUACACAGUCUCAAACAGAGGAUGGGAGGCAUCAACACACUGGGGUCAUAA
Coregonus sp. 'balchen' is the source of this 6968-nucleotide messenger RNA. Lineage: Eukaryota; Metazoa; Chordata; Actinopteri; Salmoniformes; Salmonidae. The record is from the annotation of a GenBank genome assembly.